AUGUUGAAGAUGUCAUUCUCGAAGGCAAAACUGAAGAGAUUUAACGACGUUCCAGUCGUUUCAUCUCCUUCACCGUUUGUCGAACCAAAAGAAAAGGAGCCCACCAAAAAGUCGAAGAAAGAUGGAAAAAUCAAGAUGGGCAGCCUGGACGCCGAGUCCAUUAAGACCACAAAAAGUGCUCUUAGCUUGUUUAGAACGCCAUCGCUACCACGGCGACUAAAGUUCAAACACAUCUCGGACUUGACGCCGAAGAAAUCUUCCUCCAAAGGUGAGCCCACGGAAAAGAACCGCCGGCAGUUGGAUCUCGUUGCGCUGGAAACGAAACCCCUGGAAAAGGGCGUUGAUUGUGGCACCCAAAAGUUACCGCCGAUUGUUCAACUAUACAACAAGAUUGACGUCAAUAAGGAGGCACUGCAGCGUGCACGGGAAGAGAACGACCAGCUGAAGGUACGGGUUCAACAGUUGCAGGCUGAAAAACAAUGUGCCGAGAUGGAGCGCUGCAACCUGUUGGCCGAGAAAGACAAUCAGAUCAUGCUGCUGGAGCGGGAGUUGACCAGUAUCACCAAGGCCGACGAAUUACUGCAGCAGAUUGCUGAAGGUUGCCUGGAGAAGGUGAAACAGAACGAGCAAGAGAUAAAGGAGCUGCAUCGGGAUUAUGAGAGAAAACUUGACGAUGUGCAUGAUUCAAAGGUGAAAUUAGAAAUGAAAUACGAGGAACUGGAACUGAAGUAUAACACACUGCUUGAUGACUACAUAGUGGCUGAGGGGGAAACUUAUUUAUUGAACGAAGAACUGAUGGCAAUGCGUGAGAUUUUGGAAGCGCAUGAUUUGGAAUUGCAGAGGAAAAUAGAAGAACUGAAGGCGAUGGAGCAAACUUUACAGAAGUUCAGCCGGGAUAGUGAGGAACUGAAAGAUCAGGUAAAUUAUUUCCGUGCUCAAGCUGAAGAAGAUAUGAUGCGGUACGUGGAGGAAAGUCGGGUCACUAUUCGUGAUAUCGAUGAUCUGAAAAAAGAAAAUCAAACACUACUAGCUCAGCUGAGCGAGAAAAAUACUAUUGUUGAGGCGAUGCAGGAAGAGUUGAACGAAAAUCAGUUCCAAAUGGACGAGAUAAGAGAUGACUUGAGAAACGAUUUCAACCAGGAGCUCAGCGCCGUAAUUAAAAAAUACGAACAACAACUCGCGACGACCAACGAAGUGAACGAGAUGAAAAUUAGAGAGUGUGAGUCGAUAUUCGUUCUCGAGAAAUCUAAGUUGAUCAAAGAACAAACAGAUAAAAUUAAGAAACUGGAGAAAAAUCACUUGAGGGAGAUCGAACAAAUUGGCGAGCAAGCUGAGGAGAAAAUCCGAAUAGCGGAGGUGCAAAGUGAAGAACGCAUCAAAGCUCUAGAGCUCUCGAUUCAAAGUUCGAUAGCGAACGCAUUGGCAAAGGAGAAAUUAGUUUGGCAAAAAGAGUUAGACAAAUGCCAAAAAAUUGCCGAAACAGAAAUCAUGCAGUGCGAGUUCGAGAAACGUGAUCUGAAAGCUUUGUGGGAAGCUUCCAACGAGGUGAUCAAAGAACAUGAAAACAAAAUUAACGAGUUGGACAGAAAAUUGCGAACUGAAAUGGGUACUAAUGGCAAAACAAAGGAUGAAUACGAAGCAGAACUUAAGGAAGCGAAAAAGGAAAAUUCUCGCUUACAAACGGAAAAGUACAACUAUCAGCUAACGCUCAACAACACUCGAUCGACGGUAAACAUUCUAAUGGAACGUCUGAAGAAGUCAGAUAGCGACGUGGAACUCCUAAAAUCAGAGCUUGAUGCCUUGCUGAAAAGCAAAUCAGAAAUGGAAACCGAAAACAAUAAACUGCGAGAGGAGAUGGAUGAAUACCGACGGGUUUUAACGGCGCUUCGCUUGUCCUCUACCCAGUUGGAAAAAGAAAUGCGUGAUAAGGAGGAAGUGUUUGAAAAAAUCAUGACUUCUGAAGAGGACGCGAUAAUGACGGUUUCACAAAUCGGUAAAUUGUUUAGCGAUAAAAUGGAAGAAAGCAUAUCUCGAUACCUGGACAUGUACGACGAACUAAAGAAAAAGUAUGAGGCCCGCGAAGCUUACAUUCAGGACAUGAAGACACUGCUUGAUGAGUUUGCAACCGGCAUUGAACUGGCUCGAAUCGAGUUGGAUACCAAGGAUAAGAAAAUCUUCGAGCUAGAAAAUGAAAAUAAGGACAUCAAGCUGGAAAACAUGACAUUCAGGUUCAAAUGUGAACAGUUUGAGAAAUAUCAGAACGAAGAGAGGCGCUCGCAGUCAACACCGGAAAUGCCAAACCGAACGGAAGACGAGCAGUUGGUUUCCAAUUUUUUGAUUGAAAACAUCAUCAACCAGCUGGAAAAGGAAGGAGGAAGCCACGCCCUGAACAGUGAACAUAUCGAGCUAUUUCAGGAGGUUAUUGAAUGUGAUACCACUAAAGAUGAAGCUCGAAUGGCCGAGUUAAACGAAAAACUCAAGUCAACAGAAGAGAAGCUGAAAAUCGUGGAACAAUUCGCUAAAGAAACCUCUGACAAAUACACCGAGCUGCUGGAAAAUCAGAACAAUCGGCAGAAGAUGAAAAGUAUCGAAGGCAGCAAGGAUCACCAGCAGUUGAAAGCGAAAAUUGCAAAACUUCAGGAAGUCAACAAAAAACAGGAAAACACCAUAGCCGGACUGCAGCAACAACUUUCGUGUUAUGAUUCACCGCAGAAGUUGAACGUGUCAGGCAAACUGUACGGUGGUGUUGGCAGUCCCAAAACUCCCAAGAAGCUGAUUGCUUCGCCUUAUCCCGGCAAAGAGAACCGCUCACCAGCGACGAUUGCCGUCUACAGUCCUCGGACGAAUGCGUUGCGUCCUAGAAAUAACUGA
Messenger RNA from Sabethes cyaneus, 2871 nucleotides. RefSeq names its product myosin-2 heavy chain (gene mira). Bases 1 to 2871 code for a protein of 956 amino acids. The transcript has 5 exons. Lineage: Eukaryota; Metazoa; Arthropoda; Insecta; Diptera; Culicidae. The record is from RefSeq and is a predicted model, not a curated record.